This is a messenger RNA of Symbiodinium sp. CCMP2456, 1221 nucleotides long. The record is from the annotation of a GenBank genome assembly. NCBI's taxonomy places the organism in Eukaryota, Dinophyceae, Suessiales, Symbiodiniaceae.
AUGGUUGCGGCCGGACAGGUGGAGGCGCUUGAAGCCCUAGUUACAAAGUUGAAGGAGGAUCCAUCCUUGAUUUAUGAUCCCAAGCUCGCAUUCUUCAAGGAAUUCGUUCUUAGCUGGGGCGCCAAGGUGCCGGAAGCAAAGCCGAAGCCCAAGGAGGAGCCAAAGGCCCCAGCGCCAGAGCCGGCCAAGGAAGACGAGGAAGAGGAUGAAGAGCCUGAAGAGCCUGAGGACCCCGACCCAGAACGCUUGGAGGAGGAUCCAGAGCCAUACCCUCCGCAAGGACCGUCAGACAACCGCGAACUCAGCGACAGUGAGCUUGACAAGCAGGGUGAGUUGAAGCAGGCGGCUGCAGAGGCACAGGAGGACGGCAACCUCGCGAAGGCACUCGAGAAGUUGACCGAGGCCUUCCAAAUCGGAAACGUCUCUGCAAUGAUGUUUGCAAAGCGAGCCGAGCUUCUGCUGAAGCUCAAGAGGCCAUGUGCCUGCAUAGCAGACUGCAACGCAGCGCUCAAAAUCAAUCCGGACAGCGGGAAAGCUUAUCGUGUCAGGGGCAAGGCGCACAGGCUCCUCGGCCACUGGGAGCAGGCGCAUCAAGAUCUUGCAGAGAGCCAGAAGCUGGACUUCGAUGAUGACACUGCGGAGUUACAAAAACUUGUGGACUCCAAGUACAAGAAAAUUGCAGAGCGCAAGAACAAAGACCGGUUGCGGUCAGAGCAGCGCAAAGAGAAGGAGAGAAGGCGAAGGAAGGAAGAGGCACAGCGGGCCUACGAAGAAGCAAAGAAGCAGCCUCCGCCUGGAGCAGGCUAUGGAGGAUUCCCUGGAGGAGGCUUUCCGGGCGGUUUCCCUGGCAUGCCCGGUGGCAUGCCGGGCGGCAUGCCGGGCGGCAUGCCUGGCAUGCCAGGUAUAGACCCAAGCAUGCUGAGUGGUAUCAUGAGUGAUCCAGAGCUCAUGCAGGCUUUUUCCGAUCCAAGAAUGGCGGCGGCAAUGCAGGACAUCAUGAGCAAUCCUGGAAAUAUCGCAAAGUACCAGAAUGAUCCUGACGUCAUGAACCUCAUAAACAAGGUGAUGGGAGCUUUUUCCAAAUUUGGUGGAGGCAUGCCACCGGGCAUGCCUGGUGGGUUUGGCGCCGCCGGAGGAAGUGGCGGUGGCUCGGCAGGGGCAUCUGCAGGACCAACCGUGGAGGAGGUUCCAGAGGCAACGAACGUUGAUGAAGUCGACUGA